UUGUGGGCGUGGCCUGUCGCUCGAUACCUCGCCAUUUUCCUCUGGUUGUUGUUAGCUUGGUGGCUAAACCGGUUAGCUGCGGCAAAACGCCUUCCGCAAAGAUUUUAAAAUUACAAGGAGGUUGCUGUAGUUGGGUUAUCAUCACUUCGACUCGCCAUCAUGGACGAGCCGUAUUACAGCAGUGCAGGAGACUGGGAAGCAGGAGAGAGCAGCGGUAACAUGGACGAUGAAUACGGAGAAGGAGAAAGUGAUGGGACAAUUCAGGAAGAUUGUCUGAAGAAGUUCUCCAGCAGGGACUACAUCAUGGAGCCUGCGAUAUUCAAUACCCUCAAAGCGUAUUUCCAAGCAGGGGGCUCUCCUGAGCAUGUAAUUCAGCUUCUCUCCGAGAACUACUCUGCUGUGGCUCAGACGGUUAACCUCCUGGCAGAGUGGCUCAUCCAGAUGGGUGUGGAACCAGCUCAGGUUCAAGAGCGAGUGGAAAAUCACCUCAAGAGUCUGCUUAUUAAGCACUUUGACCCCCAGAAAGCAGAUUCUAUUUUCACUGUUGAGGGAGAGACGCCUGCUUGGCUGGAGCAGAUGAUCGCACACACCACAUGGAGGGAUCUCUUCUAUAAGCUGGCAGAGGCUCACCCAGACUGUCUGAUGCUCAACUUCACUGUAAAGCUCAUUUCAGAUGCAGGUUACCAGGGUGAGAUAACCAGUGUGUCCACAGCGUGUCAACAGCUGGAAGUUUUCUCUCGAGUACUCAGGACAUCUCUGGCCACGCUGCUGGAUGGAGGAGAAGAGAACCUAGAGAAGAACCUGCCAGAAUUUGCUAAAAUGGUGUGUCACGGCGAGCACACUUAUCUCUUCGCCCAGGCCAUGAUGUCCAUCCUUGCUCAGGAGGAACAGGGAGGUUCAGCUGUGCGUCGCAUCGGGCAAGAAGUGCAGAAAUCGGCUCACGAGAGAGGUCACGAUGCCAGUCAGAUAACCCUCGCACUUGGCACAGCUGCAGCCUACCCUCGAGCCUGCCAGGCUUUGGGCGCCAUGUUGUCUAAAGGAGCCCUGAAUCCUGCUGAUAUCACUGUUCUCUUCAAGAUGUUCAGUAGCAUGGAUCCUCCACCUGUUGAGCUGAUCAGGGUUCCUGCUUUCCUCGACCUGUUUAUGCAGUCGCUGUUUAAGCCAGGAUCAAAGAUCAACCAAGACCAUAAACACAAAUACAUCCACAUCCUGGCCUAUGCUGCCAGCGUGGUCGAGACAUGGAAGAAGAACAAGCGAGUCAAUAUUAAUAAAGACGAGCUGAAAUCGACUUCCAAGGCCAUAGAGACCGUUCACAACCUGUGCUGCAACGAAAACAAAGGCGCUACUGAGCUGGUGGCUGAGCUUGGCACUUUGUACCAGUGCAUCCGGUUCCCAGUUGUUGCUAUGGGGGUCUUAAAAUGGGUUGACUGGACGGUGUCUGAGCCGCGGUACUUCCAGCUGCAGACCGACCACACUCCUGUUCAUUUAGCUCUGCUGGAUGAGAUCUGCACUUGUCAUCAGCUGCUGCACCCGCAGGUCUUACAGCUGCUCAUUAAGCUCUUUGAGACCGAGCACUCUCAGCUGGAUGUCAUGGAGCAGAUGGAGCUGAAGAAGACGCUGCUGGACCGAAUGGUUCAUCUGCUGAGUCGUGGCUAUGUCCUGCCUGUAGUGGGUUACAUUCGAAAAUGUCUGGAAAAACUCAACACAGAUAUCUCCCUCAUUAGAUAUUUUGUCACAGAGGUGCUGGAUGUGAUUGCGCCUCCAUACACAUCAGACUUUGUUCAGCUCUUUCUGCCGAUCCUGGAGAACGACAGCAUCGCAGGAACAAUUCGCACAGAGGGAGAACACGACCCUGUCGCAGAGUUCAUAGCUCAUUGCAAGUCAAACUUCAUCAUGAUCAAUUGAUGUGGAGGAAGACAGCGACACCGACAAUGUUGGGAACUGUACUAACAGACAAGAUCUGUGAUCUCCGAUAACCAAAUGCUGUUGAAACACACUGCAUGGAAAUGAACUUUUAAGUUAGACCACAUGAAUGAGUUUCUUCUGCAGCAGCUGAAGGCAAACGUGGGUGAGCUGGUGAAAGCGUGGCAAGAUGGCCGGCUGCUUGGUGAAGCUCUGAAGAUGCAGCUAAACGUUUGUUUUUCAUCUGUGAUUAUAUGAUUUACUAUAUUUUGUCAUUUCAAGCUGUUUUUAAAUAAAAAAAAUGUAUAUUUAGUGUCUUGUAUUAUUUAGUUAUCUAAUUUUUACAUGAGCAUUCGGUUUCCAUGACCGUAAUUUCUUUUUCAUAGAAAGAAAGUAAUAGAUUUAAGUUCUGUUUAUUGGCAUAUUGUGAAACAACAUCACAGAUUCCUAUUAUUUAAAUUGUGCAACGUAAAUAAAACAACUCCUAAAACUUGACAUGACAUUAAAGACACGUAAGGCACGAUUAACAUUUUUGAGGGUGCAGUGCAGCAGCGUAAACUCCAGCAGAUCCAGUGUUCCAAGUUCUUUGGCUAAGUCAGUUUUUAUAAAAGUAAUAGUUCUAAAUCCAAGCCCUGAUACAGGAUUAUUCCUCCAUCUGGUGAGUGAAACAUCUGCAUCUGACAUCCAUGUGAUUAAAAACCACUGUAGCAGGUCUGAUUUCCUACGGAUCCUUUGAUAAUGAACCUCUCAUUACAAGUAG
Betta splendens (Siamese fighting fish) is the source of this 2662-nucleotide messenger RNA. RefSeq names its product negative elongation factor complex member C/D (gene nelfcd). The transcript has 15 exons. Gene Ontology annotation, biological process: negative regulation of transcription elongation by RNA polymerase II. The record is from RefSeq and is a predicted model, not a curated record. Gene Ontology annotation, cellular component: nucleus; NELF complex. Gene Ontology annotation, molecular function: RNA binding. The coding region runs from base 160 to 1905 and encodes 581 amino acids. Lineage: Eukaryota; Metazoa; Chordata; Actinopteri; Anabantiformes; Osphronemidae.